CUGCCUCAAUCAUGUUUGGACAUUGCUAUUGGUUGCUUCUUUUGUACGUUGGAAUGCUUGGAUGAGUUGAGUGGGCUUGGAGAGGGUGGUUGUGCCUGCCUCAAAUCAAUGCAUAAGCACUGCCUUGACAUAUUAAGACGUAUGAAGGAAGGUCUCCUACGCCAGUAAGUUAUCUUGAAUGAACUGCGAUUCAAGAAAGAUAAACAUGAAGACCCUCGCUAUUUGUGGCAUUGUAGUCGUGUUUUGUGUCAUCCAGGUUACAGCUCAGGAAGGGGCACUGGGGCUCAGAGAGGCCGAUGAAUUGGACGAGCGUUCUAGCUCUUGUAGGAUUCUCAUGCGAGACUCAAAUAACUGUAACAAUCACGGGUACUGCAAGGAAGGUCGCAAUGGCUACUCAUGCAGCUGCUACACAGGCUGGGGAGGACGUGACUGUGUGGAUGCUUUAAAAGUCCAGCGUGAGCUAGAAGAGGCUGAUGAAUUGGAAGAGCGUUCUAGCUCUUGUAGGAUGCUCAUGCGAGACUCCAAUAACUGUAACAAUCACGGGUACUGCAAGGAAGGUCGCAAUGGCUACUCAUGCAGCUGCUACACAGGCUGGGGAGGACGUGACUGUGUCGAUGCUUUAAAAGUCCAGCGUGAGCUAGAAGAGGCUGAUGAAUUGGAAGAGCGUUCUAGCUCUUGUAGGAUGCUCAUGCGAGACUCCAAUAACUGUAACAAUCACGGGUACUGCAAGGAAGGUCGCAAUGGCUACUCAUGCAGUUGCUACACAGGCUGGGGAGGACGUGACUGUGUCGAUGCUUUAAAAGUCCAGCGUGAGCUAGAAGAGGCUGAUGAAUUGGAAGAGCGUUCUAGCUCUUGUAGGAUGCUCAUGCGAGACUCAAAUAACUGUAACAAUCACGGGUACUGCAAGGAAGGUCGCAAUGGCUACUCAUGCAGCUGCUACACAGGCUGGGGAGGACGUGACUGUGUGGAUGCUUUAAAAGUCCAGCGUGAGCUAGAAGAGGCUGAUGAAUUGGAAGAGCGUUCUAGCUCUUGUAGGAUGCUCAUGCGAGACUCCAAUAACUGUAACAAUCACGGGUACUGCAAGGAAGGUCGCAAUGGCUACUCAUGCAGUUGCUACACAGGCUGGGGAGGACGUGACUGUGUGGAUGACUUGAAAACUAGGUCUGCUGCCGAAGGCGAACGAGAGGUAGAUGCUGAUGACAAAGAGCCGCUGUCAAAGAGAGCUGAAGUGUUGGAGUUGCUACGAAGACUUCUUGAAUAAGUUAACGAAUGUACUUCAGGGAAAAAAAUCUUUCAUUGUUGUAUCUGAACUCCUUCUUCAGUGAUAGUGACUAAUAUUGCGGGCUUAGCUCACUGGAAAAAAUCAGGACAUCCAAGUAAAACAAAAUUCUCUUUUAAGCAUUGUAGGCCCUACUAGCCAAUGGCGGACAUUUGAGUCGAUAUAGCAGGCGUCCCACUCACUGAUGUUGUUUGCCAUUUAGCAUGGAAUUCAACUUUGGUUAUCAUGAAAAGUUUGGAAAGAAAACCUACUUUGAAAAUUGGGGAAAAAUUAUUUCAUCACUAGGGAUGCUUAGUUGCCGGUUUUUUUUCCUCCCUAUUAUGUUUAAAGCCAGCAUUAUACACUUUCGGUACAGAAAAAAGUUCACAGAUUUACAAAUAAUUUACAGGGUUUACAGAAGGUAAUAG
Messenger RNA from Asterias rubens (European starfish), 1686 nucleotides. Its product is annotated as fibropellin-1-like. The coding region runs from base 179 to 1261 and encodes 360 amino acids. Gene Ontology annotation, biological process: heterophilic cell-cell adhesion; establishment or maintenance of epithelial cell apical/basal polarity. Gene Ontology annotation, cellular component: plasma membrane; protein-containing complex. The record is from RefSeq and is a predicted model, not a curated record. The transcript has 8 exons. NCBI's taxonomy places the organism in Eukaryota, Metazoa, Echinodermata, Asteroidea, Forcipulatida, Asteriidae. Gene Ontology annotation, molecular function: calcium ion binding.